GGAUGUGGGAGGGAAGCGACGUUCUGGCCGAGCCGCCCGUUUCUGUGGUUCCCGGCAGUUGAAACCGGAAGGAGGCUCAGGUCGGGGGAGGAGGGCGGUGGCAGCGGCCUCAGAUGUGUCUGUGCCUUCCCGCUUGGCUCCGUCUGCGGGCGCCUCCUGAGCAUGUGCAGAGCACAAGUUGACCCCGAGUUCAGGCCGUGGAGGGGCCCGAGGCGGGGCUUCUCCGCCGCCUUCUUACUCGGAGAGAGCCUUGUUUUGCUUCCGCGUCAGACGUGGCCUCUUCACCCUCUUCCCCUCCUGACCUCAAAGUCCAGCUCCUCGCCCGGUUCCUCGGAGAGUCCUUUAUCUCUCUCCUCCUCCCUCUCGGAUGUCUUCACUCAUACCCCUCUCUAAGCCAAUUUUAUUUUUAUUUUUUUGAUAUAUAUAACGUCUUGGAAGUUCUUCCGUGGGCUCAGAGGGAAGGAGGGUGGGAUGACUAAUAAAUAAGGUUUCGAGUCAGAAAACCCAACAUUUUCCUCUGCAAAUUGCUCUACAGGAAACCCCUAAACUGCUUUCCUUGCGUCCCUGGAGUCUUUGCCUGGAAUGGCAGAAGAUCAGGAGCUGGCCAAGCCAGCCAAGACUCUCCCGGAGCCCUUGGCCAAGGGGGGCUCCGGCAACACCUACCGUAGUGCGCAACACUCCCAGGCUUUACUGAAUGGCUUGGUGGCUCUCCGGGACAGCGGCAUCCUCUUUGACGUUAUCCUGCGUGUGGAGGGGAAGCCGAUCGAGGCUCAUCGGAUCCUCCUGGCGGCGUCAUGCGAUUACUUCAGGGGCAUGUUUGCUGGCGGACUAAGAGAAAUGGAACAGGAAGAGGUCCACAUUCAGGGUGUGUCUUAUAACGCCAUGUGUCAAAUCCUGAACUUCAUAUAUACUUCGGAACUGGAGCUUGGCCUCAGCAAUGUGCAGGAAAUACUGACUGCCGCCUGCCAGCUUCAGAUCCCAGAGGUUAUCAAGUUCUGCUGUGACUUCCUCAUGUCCUGGGUGGACGAGGAGAACGUCUUGGAUGUGUACAAGCUGGCCGACCUUUUCCACCUGAGCCACCUGAGUGAGCAGCUGGACUCCUACGUUCUGAAAAACUUUGUCACUCUCUCCAGGACAGAAAUGUACCGCCAGCUUCCCCUGGAAAAGGUCUACGCCCUCCUCAGCAGCAACAACUUGGAGGUCAGCUCUGAGAAUGAGGUUUACGAGGGGGCCCUGCUGUACCAUUACACUCCAGAGCAAGUGGAAACGGAUCAGGUCUCCUUGAUGGAGCCCCCAAAGCUGUUGGAGACGGUCCGCUUCCCCUUGAUGGACUUUCCUGUCCUGCAGAGGCUUCACAACAAGCUCAGCCCGUGCCCUUUGAAGGAGACAGUGGCGAGUGCUCUGAUGUACCACAAGAACGAGUGCCUGCAGCCCAUGAUGCAGAGCCCCCACACUCAGCUGAGGUCUGAGUUUUGCUGUGUGGUGGGCUUUGGGGGGAUCCACUCCACCCCUUCCACAGUCGUCAGCGACCAGGCCAGGUAUCUGAACCCGCUGCUGGGAGAGUGGAGGCACUUCACAGCAGCCUUGUCCCCCAGGAUGUCUAACCAGGGAAUUGCAGUCCUCAACAACUUUGUCUACUUGGUCGGGGGAGAUAACAACAUCCAUGGCUUUCGAGCAGAAAACAGGUGUUGGAGGUACGACCCACGCCACAACCGGUGGUUCCAGAUCCAGUCUCUCCAGCGAGAGCAUGCGGACCUCUGCGUCUGUGUGGUGGGAGAGUACAUCUACGCCGUGGGAGGACGGGACUACCACGAAGAACUGCGGGAAGUGGAAAGAUACGACCCCAAAACCAACACCUGGGAAUACGUGGCCCCUCUCAGGAAGGAGGUUUACGCACACGCCGGAGCCGAGUUGGACGGACGGAUGUACGUCACUUGUGGGAGGCGAGGCGAGGACUACCUGAAGGAGCUGCACUGCUAUGACCCUGUAGACAAUCGCUGGGACAGCCUGGCCGACGGUCCUGUCCGGAGAGCCUGGCACGGGAUGGCAGCCCUGCUGGGCAGGCUGUACGUGAUUGGAGGGAGUAACAACGACUCUGGCUACAGGCGGGACGUUCACCAGGUGGCCUGCUAUUCCCCCAGCACCGCUCAGUGGACCACUGUGUGCCCUUUGCCUGCAGGGCAUGGCGAACCCGGCAUUGCCGUCCUGGAUCACAUGAUCUACGUUUUAGGGGGCAGAUCCCACAACCGGGGGAUUCGCAUGCAUUACGUCCACAUUUAUGAUGCUGACAGAGACUGCUGGGAGAGAGGCCCUCGGCUAGAGGACAACAUCUCUGGGAUGGCCGCCUGUGUCCUCACCCUGCCCAGGGCCGUUAUCACGAAUGCCGAGAGGUGGACCCCUGAACGGCAGCAAAACAGGCUCCAGAACCACCCAGACAUUUCUUCAGAGGUCAUGAGCAUGUUAGAUUGGGAGGAAUUUGACCAUCUGAGUGACAACUGAGCAGCACUUGAGGCUCCAGCUGCCGCAAGGGAAUGGCAUGCAAGCCUCUUUGCUUUCUGCUUCUUCUUCCCCGCAGCUGAGCUGGGUGGUGUGGUUCUCCUGAUUUUGGAGGAGCUCCUUAGCCCCACUGACUGUGUGGGAGGAGGCAACCUGGUCCCCUCAUCAGGCCUUGUUAGCCUGCUGCCAACGAGGCCAGAAGCCAGCCAUUGCAAAAGGGGGGCCUGGAUUUCUGGCUGGUGUCACUCUGAUGUGCAGCAUGGACACUUUGCUUUGGAGGGAGGCUGGGUCGUAUGGUGCCCCCACACCCCUGAACCACUGGAAGGCUUUAGGAACAACUGGGUGGAUCUUUGGUAGCAGCCAAUCCAUGUUUUUAAUAUGUGGUGACUUUCUGUAUUCUAAGAUAGGGUUACUAGAUGUCCUCAUUUCCCGGGGACAGUCCCCAGAUUUGCAAAUUUGUCCCCAGACAAAUUCCAUCCCUGGAAUGUACCCGGAUUUCAUCUGAUGUCCCCGGGAAGCGUUGCAGCAGCGGCAGUCUCAGCAGCCCGGAGCCAGCCUGGUAGCAGGAGCUGCCCGCUGCCGUGGCGCUCGCCAUUUUGCCUCACUGGAAGUCCCCAUAUGGUGUGUUGCGCACAAGACACAUCAUAUGGGGACUCGGUGUAGGGGCUGCAGAUGUGGUGGUGGGCGCCGCCGCCAGGUGAAAGCUGCAUAGGGCCGCUGAGCUCGGUGCGCCACUGCAACUUGGCGCUCAGCUCGCCGUCGGCACCGCUGCCCAAGACCGCCGGCUCCGGUUCCAGCUCAGCCUCCAGGUGGUGCUUGGGCAGCUGCGGCUGCUGCUCGGCUUCGCCGUUGUGCUCCUCAACUUGCAAGUGGCGGCUCAGCUUGUUGGCCAGCUCAUCAUUGAGGUGAGCAGGCCCAAGCACGCCUCCUCCUGCUCGCUCCCCUCCGGCUCCGCCCCGGACCCCCUGACUGGGCGCUCCACAGUGCAGGUGGGCGGUCGCCAGACGAUGCCUGCGCAGGAGACGCCCAGACAGGCGGGCAGGGCAGCAGCAGGAGGAGGGGGGUUCUGCUAAUGCUUACUCCUGAGUAAGCCUGUAGGAGAUCACAGUACAAGGAGGGGGAGGGAGGGAGGGGGAAAGCACAGCUACUUCUCCAAGAAAGGCUGGGACCCAGAAGAAGGCCACACAACAGAGGAGACCACAGAAGAGAAAAUAUUACUUCUUGAUUUUUUAAAAUAACCUUUUUCCUCUUUUUUUUUUAAGAAAAAAUAUUAUUUUAUUUUUAUUAAUUAAUUGAUUGAUUGUGUCCCCAUAUUCAUUGCAAUAAAUCUGGUAACCUUAUUCUAAGAGGCCUUCAACGAUUUUUCCAGCAGAGCAAAUGCAACCAGCGGUCAUCUUUUUCUAUUGGAAGAGGGGCCUUCUGCCUGCCCCCUGCCCCUGGAAGCAAAACCUUCAUUUUGCUGCUCAGCUAAUUCAGCUCUUCCCCGAGCAUCAAAUGUUCCGCAUGAAACAUUCUAGUAGCUGCAAAAGCCAAAUAACUCGGCCAAGAGGCAGAGGUCUCCCCCACCACGCCAUUGCUUCUCUUUUUGUGGGGGUUGCUGCCUGUCCUGCCAGCUGUACUUCCCACUGAUGUCCAUGACUGCAGAGGGAAGUAGCUAGUUGUAAUAGGUGGAAAGAGGUCUCCGGUAUUCUGUUAGCGUUUUUGGUACAUUUAUUCAAAAAGGUUUGUAUGUUACAGUAUUUCUAGUGACAGCUUCUCUAGCCCAGGCGAAAACACUGUUGUGUGUUAGGAUUGGGGGGUGGGGGGAGAGAUAACACCCUCCCCACAAAGUAUGAUAAGGUGAGAUAUUAUGGCAGUGAAUACCAGGGAUUCUGAAAUGCCCAAAGAAUAAAGAGGGGAUGGGGAGAAAAUGGAGCAACCAGCUCAAUUCUUUCUAUAUGCCAUCGCCCACCCAAUCCAUUUUGAGCUGGAUUGUUGAUUUUUCAGUUUUAUCUGUUCCUUCUUGUUUUCACCUCCUCCCCAAAAGGAGGGGCCUCUGGUGUCCUGGGCAGCAGCUAAGCAUGUUUGGCUUGCAGACAGACAGACAGGCUUCUGCUACACUGCAAAAUGUCCCUGCCAGCUGUUCCUCCUCUGGCUUGGCCCGGGAAGUAGAAACUUCCACCACCUCUGGAUUUCAUGCAAGGGAGUUUGAGCCCCUUGCCCUUCCUGGAGUGUAGGUAAUGUGAAGAGCCAUUUCCCUGUAGAAUACCCCCCCCAAUUCACUCCCUGUACCUACCCACUUGUGGGUAGGCGUGCCUGUCUGGGGUUCAAGCAUCAAGCUGGAGUGCCUGUCCGCAAGUGGAUUAUCAUUUUGCUUUGCUCCUGGCAAAUUCUCUGUCGCAGAGUAGAUCAGCGAUGACAAUACAAACACCUCAGGGGCAGAAGACAAUGAAAUUAAGCCAGCCAUAGAAGCACAUGGGCUCUGAGGCAGGCGUGCCCGCAUAGCUGGUGGAUGGGUUGAAAGCUGUCUUUGGGCAGGACGUUUUGCAACAGCUUAAAAAUAGCUGUGACUGAAAUGAAUGAGGCUCCCUGCCAGGAGUCAGUUCUGUAAAAAUUCUUAGCUGUUAUGUGUGUGUUUAUUUAUUUAUGUAUACAUAUAAAACCCAGAAGUUCCCAAUAA
Podarcis muralis (Common wall lizard) is the source of this 5155-nucleotide messenger RNA. It is a transcript of the gene KLHL22, whose product is annotated as kelch like family member 22. Gene Ontology annotation, cellular component: cytosol; mitotic spindle; polar microtubule. Gene Ontology annotation, molecular function: protein binding. Gene Ontology annotation, biological process: positive regulation of TORC1 signaling; protein monoubiquitination; cell division. The record is from RefSeq and is a predicted model, not a curated record. NCBI's taxonomy places the organism in Eukaryota, Metazoa, Chordata, Lepidosauria, Squamata, Lacertidae.